AAUAUACUAUCAUGAAUAACAUAUCUUCUUCAUCUUCUCAUAUACUCUCUUCAUCUUCUUAUAUAUUCUUGACUGUUUCUCUUCUCAAAUCUUCAUAUGUUGACAGAUUCAUAUUCAUUAAUAAUAGUGAACUCAAUGUUGAAUCAUUGAUUGAGAAUCUGAAGAACAUGAUAAUAAAGAAAUUAUUCAUAUCAUAUGUGACUGAGUCUUCUAUAUUUCUUCUUAUCUCUUCUGCCACUUCUCAAUCUUCUAUACUUGCCUCUGUGUCUGGUUCUCUCGCUCUCACUACCUUCAUUCUCAUGAUCUCUACUCUCACUACUUCUGAUUUUACUGUCUCUAUCUUUCUUACUAGCUCUCUCUGUUUUAAGAAGAUGUUGUAUAGACUCAGUGAAUCAUGUUUCUCAAGAAUCAUUCUCUCUCUCAACAGUGUUAAAAUUGUAA
Molecule: messenger RNA, 441 nt
Organism: Blastomyces dermatitidis ER-3
Lineage: Eukaryota; Fungi; Ascomycota; Eurotiomycetes; Onygenales; Ajellomycetaceae
Exons: 3
Source: RefSeq, a predicted model, not a curated record